Molecule: messenger RNA, 1112 nt
Organism: Hibiscus syriacus
Lineage: Eukaryota; Viridiplantae; Streptophyta; Magnoliopsida; Malvales; Malvaceae
Product: PLASMODESMATA CALLOSE-BINDING PROTEIN 3-like
Exons: 4
Coding region: 104-1000 (298 amino acids)
Source: RefSeq, a predicted model, not a curated record
CCCUUCUCUUUGUUUUUAUUAUAUAAAUACCUAUUUCUUCUUCAUUAUUGUUCUUACUAAACAAGAUUUUCGUUACCUGUUACAGUUCAAGCACAUUCAAGACAUGGAUUUUAGACUUGUUCAGUUUCUCACAAUAUUUCUAUUGCAUCUUUUUCUAUAUUCAGGUGCAAGUAUUUCCAGGAAACCUCCCCUCCGAGAAGUCAAUCAGAGAAAACAAUGCAACCAAGAAUCGAGGUUGCUCCUAGACCCUUCAAUAUCCACUACACUACUAGAUAAUGUUCCCAUCGUUAACCCUACACCUACAACUCCAGGAACAACUCCAAACCCGACAUCCCCGUCAACAGAGCCGAUCACCAACCCGACUACCCCGAUCACGCCUCCAACAGCACCGGUCACAAAUCCAACAACACCGACCACAACUCCAACAGCACCGGUCACAAAUCCAACAACACCACCCACAACUCCGACAACCCAAAACCCAACUCCUACGACAUCAUCAGGAGGUUCCUGGUGUAUUGCAAAUCAAGGUGCUUCAUCAACUGCUCUGCAGGUAGCUCUAGACUAUGCCUGCGGAUACGGCGGUGCGGACUGCUCAGCGAUUCAACCUGGAGGAAGUUGCUAUGAACCCAGCACGGUUCAGAAUCACGCUUCUUAUGCUUUCAAUGAUUACUACCAGAAACACCCUGAUCCAACCAGCUGUGUUUUUGGAGGCACUGCUCAGCUUACAAAUACAGACCCAAGCAAUGGGAACUGUCAUUAUGCAGCAUCCUCGCCAACAAGUGUGACUCCGCCUGCCAGCAUAACACCACCGGCCACCCUACCGCCACCGGAUACCAUGACUCCCCCCUUUGGGAUGAGCCCACCUUUCACCGGGCCGGGAGGGGUGUAUGGUUCAGCAGAACCAACAGGACUCCCAAGCUCAGCCAGCUCUAUGCCAUUCAGCUACGUGCUGAUCUUUACCACAAUGUCACUUCUUGUUGCAUACAAACUCUGGACAUAAGGGAAGCAGCUUUCAGUUACUUUUUUCCGACGACACGAUUGCACCUUCUUUGGCUCUCCAACUGAGUUUCAGAAACUUUCAGCAAGCUUGGGAAUCAACAAUGACAUCCAUG